GUGGAUACUCUAAAGCAGGUAAUGAAGGGUGGGGAACUUUUCUUCACCCUACUGGGCUUAACAAUUGGUGCUUUGGUGUACUUCUAUGCACCCUACUGGCGUGUGAGAAAGGUACCUGGUCCUCCCACCACUCCACUCGUAGGUCACCUACCCUUGCUUGCAAAGCAUGGUCCUGAUGUCUUCAGUCUCCUUGCCAAACGCUAUGGGCCCAUCUUUAGGUUUCAAAUGGGUAGGCAGCCGUUGGUGAUAAUAGCAGACCCAGAACUGUGUAGGGAAGCUGGGAUAAAGAAAUUCAAAGAUUUGAGCAACCGAAGCAUGCCUUCUCCCAUCUCAGGCUCCCCUCUUCAUCAAAAGGGACUUUUCUUCUCCAGGGAUGCAAGGUGGUCUACCAUGCGAAACACAAUAAUAUCUGUGUACCAACCAUCUCACCUCUCCAACUUGGUUCCCACCAUGCAAUCACUCAUCAACUCAGCAACUACUCUUAACCUCCCAACCUUUGAAGAAGAAGAAGAAGAAGUAGACAUUGAUUUCUCUACUCUUUUCCUUAGGCUAUCCACUGAUAUCAUUGGAAAAGCUGCAUUUGGAUUUGACUUUGGCCUCUCUACUGAUGAUCAUGGAUAUAGCAACAAAGAUGAUGAAGUAUCAGAUUUUAUCAAGCAACACAUCUACUCAACCACAGCUCUCAGAAUGGAUCUCUCAGGUUCAUUUUCGACGAUUUUGGGAUUAAUAGCUCCUAUCCUCCAAGAACCUUGCAUGCAAAUCCUGAAGAGGAUACCAGGAACUACUGACUGGAAAAUUGAUCAAACAAACCAGAGAUUAACUAAACGUCUUGAUGAAAUAGUAGCAAAGAGAAUGAAGGAAAAAGACCGAAAAUUAUCCAAGGAUUUCUUAACACUUGUAUUAAACUCUAGGGAUUCAGAUACUGUUUCAAAGAAUGUCUUCAGCUAUGACUACAUAAGUGCACUCACUUAUGAACACUUGCUUGCUGGUUCAGCAACUACAUCUUUUACUCUCUCUUCAAUCCUUUAUCUUGUUGCUGAACAUCCAGAAGUUGAGAAGAAGUUGCUCCAUGAGAUUGAUAGCUUUGGGCCAUGUGAUCUGUUGCCAACAGCUCAUGAUCUUCAGUGCAAGUUUCAGUAUCUUGAACAAGUGAUAAAAGAGGCAAUGAGGUUUUAUACCGUGUCCCCAUUGGUUGCCAGAGAAACAUCCAAACAAACAGAGAUAGGAGGCUCCCUCCUCCCUAAGGGUACAUGGGUCUGGUUAGCACUUGGGGUGCUAGCUAAAGACCCUAAGCAAUUCCCUGAACCAGAGAAAUUCCAGCCAGAGCGGUUCGAUCCUACUUGUGAAGAAGAAAAACAACGGCAUCCCUACGCAAAUAUCCCGUUCGGAAUUGGGCCUCGAGCAUGCAUUGGACAGAAAUUCUCAAUCCAAGAGAUAAAGCUAGUCUUGAUUCAUCUCUACGGAAGAUACAUUUUCCGACAUUCACCCAAAAUGGAGAAACCAUUGGCUAUCGACUAUGGAAUGAUUCUGAGUUUCAAGCAUGGUGUUAAGCUGAGAGUAAUUAAACGAGCUGAAAGAUGGUAAUUGGUAUAUAUAUUUAGUAAGU
Molecule: messenger RNA, 1606 nt
Organism: Telopea speciosissima
Lineage: Eukaryota; Viridiplantae; Streptophyta; Magnoliopsida; Proteales; Proteaceae
Product: cytochrome P450 711A1
Exons: 5
Coding region: 22-1584 (520 amino acids)
Molecular function (GO): iron ion binding; oxidoreductase activity, acting on paired donors, with incorporation or reduction of molecular oxygen; heme binding
Source: RefSeq, a predicted model, not a curated record